UACUUUAGUAUUACUAUUCCUCCCAUUACAGAGCAACUUGAUAAGAUUGAUGACAGCAUUCAGAAGCAGUUACAGGAGAAGUUGUCUCUCCUUAGGUCCCUACAAGCCGUAAACAAAGACGAUAGCAUAACCUCAGUCACUCAUGCCUCACCAGCUAAUGUAGUUGAAACCUCUUCAGUAAUAUUUCACACCGUUGGUGAACUGACAUCUCAAGUCUCCAAACUAUUAGUACCCAAUCCAACCAAACAGAUAGUAACUGAUGUACAGUACCAGUUGGCUGAACUGACCAGUCACCUACACAGUGGACUAUCAGAGCUAUUAAUGUCACUUGGUAAAGAAGGUAUAUUGCAGACUCUUGAGCGAACAGCAUCAUCAGAUGACCCUCCUGCUUCACCUCAACUAGAU
Molecule: messenger RNA, 405 nt
Organism: Amphimedon queenslandica
Lineage: Eukaryota; Metazoa; Porifera; Demospongiae; Haplosclerida; Niphatidae
Exons: 7
Source: RefSeq, a predicted model, not a curated record